UAUUGUAUUCAAUGUAGAACAAUUGGAAAAUACGAAAAAUAAUUAUUUUUCGCUCUCCAUAACUUCAAUCAACACAGAUUAUCUCAAUUCCCUGACCGCAGGAUGUUAUAGACUGGACAAAAAUUGAUCCAUGUGACAUAUAACCAAUUAUAUGAGUAAAUCACCAUUCCAACAAAACUCAGAUCCGAGGUCAAUCAGCAAAGCGACCAAUAAACAAACCCUAUGCUAGAAAAUUUUAUCACAGCUUAAAACAGCAGUGAACGAAAAUGGUUUGUGUACCUUGCUUCAUCGUGCCCGUUCUGCUCUAUCUUUGGCAUAAAUUCAUCCAGCCUAUUCUACUGAAAUACUGGAAUCCGUGGGAAAAGAAGGACGAACAUGGAAACGUUAUUAAGACCGAACCGAAAAAUCCGUUUGAUUGUAGCGGAGGAGUUUGUCGGUUUGCGGGCAAAAAAUCAACCAUCGUGGAAAACUCCGAUGCAGCUGUUGAAACUACCAACCAAACACCCGGCGAUCCCGACGAAACGAGCAAGAAAACUCUUUGAACUAUCGCAUUUGCUUCCGCUAGAUGAUUUGCAAUAGCCAAACGGAUUGAAAAAUAAAAAUAAACGCUUAAAGCAAGUAUAGAGUUCAAACAC
This is a messenger RNA of Anopheles moucheti, 635 nucleotides long. RefSeq names its product UPF0729 protein AGAP000931. Lineage: Eukaryota; Metazoa; Arthropoda; Insecta; Diptera; Culicidae. The record is from RefSeq and is a predicted model, not a curated record. The transcript has 2 exons. Bases 267 to 542 code for a protein of 91 amino acids.